Molecule: messenger RNA, 1650 nt
Organism: Pyrgilauda ruficollis (rufous-necked snowfinch)
Lineage: Eukaryota; Metazoa; Chordata; Aves; Passeriformes; Passeridae
Product: bone morphogenetic protein 2-like
Exons: 7
Coding region: 1-1650 (549 amino acids)
Biological process (GO): SMAD protein signal transduction
Cellular component (GO): extracellular region
Molecular function (GO): cytokine activity; growth factor activity
Source: RefSeq, a predicted model, not a curated record
AUGCUUCAAGAAAUGAUAGCACAGUACAAAGAAGCCCUGGUGGGAAUUACAGUGGUAGGGCCGGAGUUUGAGCCUGGGGAACUGCAGCCUCCGUCCUGCAGCCCGGCCAAGCCCCGGCACCGGGGCUGCACCAGCGGCGAUCCCGCAGGCCGCGGGACGGGAAGGUGCCGGGGAUCCCGGGCAUUCCGCAGGCAGGGAAGUACAGAAGCUCACGCCCAGGUCCCACCCGAGCCCCGAGGCGGCCCGGCGGGCGCUCCGAUGCCAAGGAGCGCACGGCGAUGCCCCAUUGAGCCCUUAAGCGCCGCUGAUGGCCCGGGCGCGGCGCGGCCUCCCCUGCCCGGGGCCUUUGGCCCUCGGGGCCGCGCGCCCCGACCGGCGCUCGGCGCUCUCGCCCCUCACGCAGCGCGGUCACGGCCGCGGGGCGCCCCAGGCGGCCCGGCCGAGCCCGCGCCGCCGUCCAUGGCGACCCGCCCGCCGUGGCUGUGGCUGUGCCUGGCCGGGCUGCUGAGCCUGAGGGUGGCCCGUGCCCUGCCCCUGCUCCCCGACCCGCGGGACUCGGUGCUGGCCGCGGCCUUGCAGCGCCUUCGGGAGGUCUUCGACAUCGAGGAGCCGCCGCCCGACGUGCUGCCCCGCAAGAAGCCGCCCCAGUUCAUGGUGGAUCUCUUCAACAAGGUGGCCGACGCCAACGGCAUCACCCGCGCCCCGGGGCUGCUGCAGGGAGACGUGGUGCGCAGCUUCGAGGACCGAGUUCACGUGGACCACCACCACUUCUACUUCGACAUCAGCGCGAUGGAGAAGAACGAGCAGAUGCUGAAAGCCGAGUUCAGGGUCUUCAAGCUUAAGAGGACGCAUCGGUCCAGAAGGUCCUUCACGCAACACUUCUGCAAAGUGGAAGUGUAUGAGCUCUUGGAGAGUGAAAAUAAGCCACAGAAAAAACAUCUCAUUGCAUCAAGAUUAUUGUCCCUCCAUACGGAAGGCUGGGAAGUCUUCAAUGUCACACAGACAGUUUCCAAGUGGGUUGGAAACAGCAGCUCCAACCAUGGCUUUUGGAUAACUGCAACACAUGUUUCCAAGAAUGGAAUGGAACACGACGUGGUUACAUUUGCCAAGAGCCAGGGCACUUUGCAGGAGAGCAGAAAUGCUCUCCUUGUUCUCUUCACGAACAGCAACAAGCGGAGGUCUCACAGCUUUGUACCCUUUGCUGCAAAAUCAGAAACUGAUGAAUCUGAUGCUUCACGUGUUUCUCAUGGCACUGCUGUCAUGGAAAGCAGCAGUGCCAGCAUGAGCAGGAGACCCCGAGCUGCCGCAGCCGCUGCUGCCAGAAGCCCCUUAGCAGCAUGUCACCGAAGGGAGCUCUAUGUAGAUUUCCAUGCUAUUGGCUGGUCAAGAUGGAUUAUUCACCCAGAUGGAUACAAUGCAUAUUAUUGCAGAGGAUCCUGCAUCUUCCCUUUGGGGGGAAGUCUAAAUGCAACAAACCAUGCUACAGUUCAGUCCAUUGUUUAUACACUGAAAUUGUCUCAAGAUGUCAGCAUGCCCUGCUGUGUGCCAGAUGAAUUGAAGUCCCUCAAUCUUCUCUACUUUGAUGACAAACUGAAUUCUGUCCUUAAAAAUUAUAAAGACAUGGUGGCAACAAGCUGUGGCUGUCAUUAG